ACGUCUGCUCUGGUCACACUGAAAAUACCGAUGGCAGCGAAUUUACGUAAACCAAUUGUAGCGGGAAGCCUGCAGAGGUUUUUCGCAUCCGCCGCUAAGGCUGCAAAAGCCAAGCCCAAGAAGACCAGCUCUAUAGCCGCUGUCGGCGAAUCUAUUGCCUCCAGGGGUUUUCUGCGUCCUCACAAGCCUUACACACCACCCAGCGAUGCGGCGGAACGUGUACGAUCCGUGGCCGCCACUCUACAGUUGAAAGGCGACAAGCUGGAGAACCUGUCUGAGAAGUUCAAAUUCCUAUCCGCCUGCUUCCAGGAACUGCAGCACGGAGUGCCCAACUCCCAGGUGCACGAACUGCGUACUUUGUCCGAUGUUAUCGCCUUUUACGAGACGCCCGUGGACACAACAGUUCCACUGGAUGCCCUGAAACGUGUUGAGCUGCCUGAGAAUCUGCACAUCCAGUACGAGUACUUGCGCUUUAAUCCCGAGACGGACACCAAGUUUGGGGGCAAGACAGCCUUCCCCAAGAGCUCCACGCUGGUCACGGGUCUUAAGUACCGCGGCAAGUAUGAGGGAAAUGAGGCCAAGCGAUCUUGGCCCUAGAAGCACCCAUCAGUUAGUUGUUAUGGUAUUACAUUUAAUAAAUAUCGUGUAUCUAAAAGUGCUGAGAUACAGUUUGCACCAAA
Messenger RNA from Drosophila serrata, 680 nucleotides. RefSeq names its product mitochondrial ribosomal protein L50 (gene mRpL50). The record is from RefSeq and is a predicted model, not a curated record. Gene Ontology annotation, cellular component: mitochondrial large ribosomal subunit; mitochondrion. NCBI's taxonomy places the organism in Eukaryota, Metazoa, Arthropoda, Insecta, Diptera, Drosophilidae.